Phytophthora nicotianae INRA-310 is the source of this 132-nucleotide messenger RNA. RefSeq lists its product as hypothetical. NCBI's taxonomy places the organism in Eukaryota, Oomycota, Peronosporomycetes, Peronosporales, Peronosporaceae. The transcript is spliced from 2 exons. The coding region runs from base 1 to 132 and encodes 43 amino acids. The record is from RefSeq and is a predicted model, not a curated record.
AUGCAUAUCCAUGGAUAUGCCAUUUCACGUCGCUUUCCUCCUCGAUUGGCACAUCGUAUUGAGGGUGCAUAUCGUGCUCAAUCGGUCAUGCUCCUGUUCGUACUGGUUGAUAAAAGCGAAAAGCCGAACUGA